UUCUGCAAUGAAACUGCACUAAAAAAAUACGCUUAUAUCAAGAUCAUGUCCAGCUGCGUGGGAGAGGAAGCGAUAAUGCAGCUCGAAGGCGCGAUGAAGGAAGCGGAGAGCAAGUGCCAAGGAGAUGACAUGAUGGAUGACAUGCCCUCGCUGAGGUCCUACCUGAUGGAGCUGAGGGAAGCUGCAAGUCGGCCAGUAUACGUCCCGGUCCCCAUCUAUCAGCCAUACAUUUUCCACCAGCAGCCAGGCCUUCAACAAUCUAACCAGUACCCCCAGUAUACACAGUACUCCCAGUUUAACCAGGUUCCCCAGUCUUACGUCUUCGGUUAUAAUCAGUACCAGACCACCAACAGAGCCAAGCGAAACGCAGACUAUGGAAAAAUGGAAGAAAUGAUGACUUCAAUGCAGUCCAAGAUUAGCAACAUCACCUGUAUUCUAAAAGAACUGAAAUAUCUUGAUGAGAACAACAACAUCGACAUCAGUGAAACCACGAAGAGCAUCAUGAACUUCGAUGUGAGCGAUGAACUCAAGGAUGACCUCAUGGAUGGCGCCACCAUGUGCAGGGACUUCGCCAUGUGUCUGCCUGUCGAGAAAGCCAAGAGCCCGCUGAAGAGGGAGCUCGGUGUCCCUCUCGGAUUCUUCAAGUGCUUGUCAUGA
This is a messenger RNA of Penaeus monodon (black tiger shrimp), 657 nucleotides long. RefSeq lists its product as uncharacterized. The record is from RefSeq and is a predicted model, not a curated record. NCBI's taxonomy places the organism in Eukaryota, Metazoa, Arthropoda, Malacostraca, Decapoda, Penaeidae.